GGAGGAGGAGGAGGAGGAGGAGGUGGUGGUUGGUGGAGGAGGAGGAAGCAGAGGAGGACGCUCCCCUGUUUCUUGCUCCUCCCCUGCGUCGCGUCGUUUCUUGGCCGGGCGGCGAUGGGGUGCGCGGCGUCCAAGGGCGCGGCGGUGGCGUCGCCGGUGUAUGAGGUGACGACGACGUCGUCGUCGUCGGCGUCGUACAGUGUGUCCAGGAGCGCGUCGGCGUCGGCGUCGGGGGCAAGGGAGGUGUCGAUAUGGAGCCGGCCGGUGCGGCUCGAGGCGUGCGAGGACGACGGCGAGGGGAAGAAGGAGGUGGUGGUGCGUGGCGGCGGCGUCGAGUACUCGGCCGUGGUGGGCGGCAUGCGGCUGGGGAACAUGCACCGGUACGUGGAGGCGGAGCAGGUCGCCGCCGGGUGGCCGUCGUGGCUGAGCGCCGUCGCCGCCGAGGCCGUCCACGGCUGGGUCCCCCUCAAGGCCGAGAACUUCGAGAAGCUCGACAAGAUCGGGCAGGGGACGUACAGCAGCGUGUUCAGGGCGCGGAGCCUGGAGACCGGGAAGCUGGUGGCGCUGAAGAAGGUGCGGUUCGACAGCGUGGAGCCCGAGAGCGUGCGCUUCAUGGCGCGCGAGAUCCUCAUCCUCCGCCGCCUCCAGCGCCACCCCAACGUCGUCUCCCUCGACGGCCUCAUCACCUCCCGCUCCUCCUCCACCCUCUACCUCGUCUUCGAGUACAUGGACCACGACCUCGCCGGCCUCUCCUCCGACCUCUCCCUCUCCUUCUCCGAGCCCCAGAUCAAGUGCUACAUGCGUCAGCUGCUGCUGGGGCUCGAGCACUGCCACGCGCGCGGGGUGAUGCACCGCGACGUCAAGUGCGCUAACCUGCUCGUCAGCGACGCCGGCGAGCUCAAGGUCGCCGACUUCGGCCUCGCCAACGUGUUCUCGAGGUCGGCGUCGGCGGCGGUGCCGAUGACGAGCAGGGUGGUCACUCUGUGGUACAGGCCGCCGGAGCUGCUGCUGGGGUCCACGGCGUACGAGGCGACCGUCGACCUGUGGAGCGCCGGGUGCGUGUUCGCCGAGAUGCACGCGCGGCGGCCGGUGCUGCAGGGCCGGACGGAGGUGGAGCAGAUCCACCGGAUCUUCAAGCUCUGCGGCUCGCCGGCCGAGGGGUACUGGCGCCGCGCCGCGGAGGCGUCGCCGCACGCCGCCGUGUUCCGGCCGCAGCACCCCUACGAGUGCCGCCUCAGGGAGACGUUCCGGGACAUGCCCGACGCCGCGUUCGAGCUCCUCGAAAAGCUACUCUCCGUCGAGCCCGCCGCCCGCGGCACCGCCACCGACGCCCUCGCCUCCGAGUAUUUCAGGACGGAGCCGUACGCCUGCGAGCCUUCGAGCUUGCCCAAGUACGCACCCAACAAGGAGAUGGACGCCAAGCUUCGAGAAGAUUCUAGAAGGAGGGGCAAUGCCGUUAGGAACCACGGCUGCGGCGAGGCGGCGAAGAGGCUGUCGCGGGCGCACAAGAGCAUGCAGGACACCGCCGCCGCCGCCGCCGCCGCAGGCCAGACGCACGGCCACGGCCACGUCCACGCCGAGGAGUCGCUCCCCGCGGCCGGCGGCGGCGAGGCGAGGCUGUUCGUCGACCUGCAGCCGGUGCCGGUGAUCGCCAGCAAGCGCCACGACGACCCGCCGCCGCCGCUGCCCCGGACCUACCAGGACGACGCGCCGCCCCGCCUCGCCGACCACCUCCCACUCUCCGGCCCGGUGCAGCUCACCGCCUCCACCGGCUUCGCCUGGGCCAAGAAGCCCCGACCGGACCCCACCGCCACGACAACGACCACCACGAAGCGGGGCUCCACCAAGGUGCCAAGAACCAACAGCAAUGGCGCCCACGCCGCCGGCACAAGAGCCGUCACAUCCUACGAGGCGGAGAAGCAGGAGAUGAUCAAGCAGUGGGCGCAGGUCGCCGACGCGUUCACCUCGUCGGACGCAUUCAACAGCCGGCCCUGCGAGCCCAUGGCCGCCACCACCAAGCAGCAGCUCAAGAGCAGCAAGAAGCACAAGCUCGUCGGCGGCGCCGGGAGGAUGGACAGGGUGGGGUUCUCGGGGCCAUUGCUGUCGCAGCCACGGCGUAUCGACGAGCUCCUCCACGACCACGAGCAGCAGAUCCGGCGAGCCGGCCGCCGCUCAUGGUUCCACAAAGGCAGCAAGAGGGAGCAGCAUUGAGGAAGCAGACAGACAUGGCAUGAUCACAUCACAUCACAUCUCAUCUCAUCUCAUCACACACACAAACACAGAGCACAAGAGGAGCAUCAUCAUCAAAUGCACAUGUCAUCACAAAGGAAGAAGAUGAGCACCAUACUUUGGUUAGGACAAUCAUCAGGGGAGACAAACUGGUGUGGAGGGUUGUCAGUGUCAGCUCACCAUCUGAAAAAAAGGAAAAUUUUCUGAACAUCUGAUGCAAUCAAAAACCUUGGCUCUGCCUGAACAAAAAACUUCACAGGAUAGAAAGUAUGGAUCAUGGAUUGGAUUACUCAAGAAUGAAAAUGAUGCUGUCCAAAGGCCUUGUGUAUAGCAAAAGAUUGUAUAGGGUUUGCAAAACUCAUAAUGCUGCUGUCUGUCUGUUUCUCUGGCAGUCAGUCACCUGCAAACACUGCCUUAGCUUCUUCCAUCAUUAGUUAUGGUCUGGAAGAGCAAAUGCUGCAUUUUUCUGCUGUGGCACCUGUUUGAUUCUGCUGACAUUGUUGAUACGGGAGAUAAUCUGGUUUAGCUUCCUGGUUUUGUCUGUUUUAUUGGACCUUUUGAAUUUUGCAUUUA
Messenger RNA from Oryza brachyantha (malo sina), 2802 nucleotides. RefSeq names its product probable serine/threonine-protein kinase At1g54610. NCBI's taxonomy places the organism in Eukaryota, Viridiplantae, Streptophyta, Magnoliopsida, Poales, Poaceae. Gene Ontology annotation, molecular function: cyclin-dependent protein serine/threonine kinase activity; ATP binding; RNA polymerase II CTD heptapeptide repeat kinase activity. The coding region runs from base 115 to 2211 and encodes 698 amino acids. Gene Ontology annotation, biological process: positive regulation of transcription elongation by RNA polymerase II; protein phosphorylation. The transcript is spliced from 6 exons. Gene Ontology annotation, cellular component: nucleus; cyclin-dependent protein kinase holoenzyme complex. The record is from RefSeq and is a predicted model, not a curated record.